This is a messenger RNA of Phycomyces blakesleeanus NRRL 1555(-), 1258 nucleotides long. RefSeq lists its product as hypothetical. Bases 1 to 1182 code for a protein of 393 amino acids. NCBI's taxonomy places the organism in Eukaryota, Fungi, Mucoromycota, Mucoromycetes, Mucorales, Phycomycetaceae. Gene Ontology annotation, molecular function: protein binding. The transcript is spliced from 5 exons. The record is from RefSeq and is a predicted model, not a curated record.
AUGUCUAAACGCGCCGCUUCACCCAACCUCAAGGAGGAAACUUCUUCCUCAAAACGUGUUUGCCGAACUGAAGAAAACCAUUCGACUGGCUGCAAUGAUCCUGAUUGUAAUGGAUGCGAUGUAGGAAACAUCGAGAUAACCUUUGUUGGUGACAAUGGAGAAGACAAAGCAGCCGAUCCUACUGCACAAGAACUUUUGGAAAUGGCAAUCGAAGAAGCCGGAAAUACGGAAGCAAAACCCGAAGUUGUACAGCGUUUGUUUGACAUGGCAAUCGAGAAGUUUGAAAAGGCAGAGCCCAAGAACCGUAUUGGUUAUGCCACCUGCUUGAUUGAGCUUGGUCAGGCUAUUAAGGUUGAAGAGAGUUUAAGAGAGGGCUUGGAUAUCUUACGAGGUGAGAUCAAGAAGCCUGAUGUUGGACCAUUGGCCCAGUUUAUUCUGGCUCGUGCUGCUGCUCUUCUGGCUGCAGAUAUCCGCCAGAAAAAGAAUGCAUUGUUUGAAGAAGCAAGAGCUGAACUAGUAGAUAGUGACGGAGAAGAGGAUGAAGCUGCAAUGGAUGAACUGAAUAAAAAACAAGCGAUCACAAGAGAAGAGAUAAAGCUCUACAAGGAAGCUAUUGCUGCUAUUGAAAAGGGAUUUGUGGAGUAUGACCCCAAGAACGAAGAACAAACAAAAGCCCUUCGUGUGGCUAUGCGCCAGUUACUCUCAUAUGGGCAGCUUCUCGAGGAUCCAUCUCAUGGUAUUCACGUUGAUACUCUCAUGAAUAAACUUGUUAGCUACAUCCAACGCCUUGAAAAUGAAGCAGACAGCAGUCUUUUAACCGAAUGGGCUGCUUGUUUAUUACACAAGUGCAAGUUUGAGGAAAUCGAGAAACAAAAGGAGCUUUGCAAAGAAGUAGAAAAAUUAUUAUUAAAAUCCAACAACGUUUAUAAAGAGGCGCAUAAUGAAGAAAAUCCAUGGGGAUGGGAGUUGUAUGCCAUGCUCAAGAUGAAUCAAUCGAACUUGGCCGAAAAUGAAGACGAAGUAUUAGAAAAGUUUGGCGAGGCAGUAGAUACAUAUAAAAAGGCAUUAGAGCUCAAUCCUGAAAACAAAGAGCUCGCUGCAAUGGUUUCUAUGCUGGAGGGCUCUCCAGAAGAUGAGGAGGAUGACGAUGAAGAUGAAGAGGAGGGCGAAGAUGAAGAGUAGAAUGUAGAGUUUUUUUGUCAGCUUUUUAUUUAUUCAUUGGAAUAAGUCUUGAUAUAAAUAUUACAUUUCCCAAUUU